Molecule: messenger RNA, 258 nt
Organism: Perkinsus marinus ATCC 50983
Lineage: Eukaryota; Perkinsozoa; Perkinsida; Perkinsidae
Exons: 1
Source: RefSeq, a predicted model, not a curated record
UCACGGUCUUCGGGUAGUGAGCGUGAUGCUUCGCUAAGGUCUGGGAGAACCAGUGUGCUCGGUCAAGCCGCCGUCUGUAUCACCGAUCAGAUGGCUGACCUUGCUGCCUGGGAUGGUUCCAGCUGUGACCCCAUCACUCGUAAGACCACUCUUACCUGCACUAUGGGUCCCUCUGAUUGGGACAUCGAGACUUUGGUCAAGAUGAUUAACCAGGGACUCAACAUCGCUAGGUUCCACUUAAUGACGCUUCAGGUUUGA